Molecule: messenger RNA, 1119 nt
Organism: Adineta ricciae
Lineage: Eukaryota; Metazoa; Rotifera; Eurotatoria; Adinetida; Adinetidae
Source: the annotation of a GenBank genome assembly
AUGACACUGAAAAUCUCCCGUGUUCUCUAUGUGAGGAAAUCAAUAAGACCUGAUAGAGGAUUUAGAAAAGACAUGGACAUAUUACAAGUGGUAUGUGGACUUUGCGAUUGGACCGGACAACUACAAUUCUAUCAAAUACAUCUCGAACAAUGUCACAAACAAUACGCAUGUUCGUUUUGUAGUAGUAUAUUUGAUUCUCAACUGCUAUUGAACGAACAUGAAGAAAAUGCGUGUCUGAAGAGGCCAGUAUACUGUUGUCUAAAAGAAUUCGGGUGUAAAGAACAGAUGUUGCGCGGCGAAUUAAAAAUUCAUUAUCAAACCGAAGAGCAUAAUAGAAGUUUGACAGCAUGUGUGCGUAGAAUUCGAGAAAUGCAAUCGAGUGCAGAUGUCGAUAUGAAAAUGGAGACAUCGAGUUCAGCGUUCGGAACAUCGGCGAAAGCGUCUUCAACGACAGAGCUGAAUGAAAAUGACAAUACAACGGAGGAAAUUUUUAAAGUAUUGGAUCUUUUCUCUACUAAUGCUCGAACUGUAAGAGAAGAACUUCAACGUUUGGCUCGAGAAGAAGUGCAAAUGAGUCGAGCUGUUGAAGAGAUAGAAAAAACCUACUUAUCCAUCAAAACACCGACGGAAGAUUCAAAGAGCAUGUUAAGCGCGAUACAAACAAACUUGACCGUUCUUCGAGAAGAUUUAUUAAUGUUAAACACCAGAUUCGAAGAACAACAAGUAACUUCUAAUGAUGGUAUACUCAUCUGGAGAAUUACUGAAGUUAGUACUAAAUUCAAUGAUGCUCGGUCCGAACGACAAACAUCAAUCUACUCACCGCCAUUUCGAUCAUCACCAUCGGGGUAUCUUAUGAGGGCUCGGCUAUAUCUUUUCGGCGAUGGGAAUGCACGACGUACACAUAUUUCUCUAUUUUUUGUACUGUUACGUGGUCAACACGAUUCUAUCCUGUCAUAUCCGUUCAAUCCUAAAGUGACAUUUUGCCUCUACGAUCAAACUCCAGCGAAAAGUCAUAUUGUGGAAUCUUUUCGACCUGACCCAAAGUCGAACAGUUUUCAACGACCACGCUCGGAUAUGAACAUCGCAAGUGGAAUUCCCAGAUUCGCUCCUCUAAAAUGA